Messenger RNA from Galeopterus variegatus (Sunda flying lemur), 2725 nucleotides. It is a transcript of the gene NSUN3, whose product is annotated as NOP2/Sun domain family, member 3. Gene Ontology annotation, cellular component: mitochondrial large ribosomal subunit. Gene Ontology annotation, biological process: rRNA methylation. The record is from RefSeq and is a predicted model, not a curated record. Lineage: Eukaryota; Metazoa; Chordata; Mammalia; Dermoptera; Cynocephalidae. The transcript has 6 exons. The coding region runs from base 71 to 1096 and encodes 341 amino acids. Gene Ontology annotation, molecular function: methyltransferase activity.
CUGUUCUUUCAGUUCCUUGAAAGCUUUUUGAUAUCGGUUACUGUGGACAUAUUUGGAAGCCUUCGGCAGGAUGGUGCUGACCCGGCUGAAAACAAAAUCAGACGGGAAGCUUGCAAAACAGAUUUGCAAAGCUGUGUUGGAUCAUUUUGAAAAACAGUACUCCAAAGAACUUGGAGAUUCCUGGGAUACAGUAAGGGAUAUACUAAUAUCUCCAUCAUGCUGGCAGUAUGCUGUCCUGCUUAACCGAUUCAAUUAUCCUUUUGAACUGGAAAAGGAUUUACAUUUGAAGGGUUAUCACACACUUUUUCAAGGAUCUUUACCUUACUGUUCUCAAUCAAUGAAGUGUUACCUUAGCAGAACUCCAGACCGAAUGCCUUCAGAAAGGCAUCAGACUGGAAACCUGAAAAAAUAUUAUCUUCUAAAUGCUGCCUCUCUUCUCCCAGUACUAGCUCUGGAAUUAAGGGAUGGGGAGAAGGUUCUGGAUUUGUGUGCUGCUCCUGGGGGCAAAUCAGUAGCUCUGCUGCAGUGUGCUUGUCCAGGUUAUCUUCAUUGUAAUGAAUAUGAUAGUCUGAGAUUGAGGUGGUUGAGGCAGACAUUAGAAUCUUUCAUCCCACAGCCUUUGAUAAAUGUAAUUAAAGUGUCUGAAUUGGAUGGCAGAGAAAUGGGAGAUGCCCAGCCUGAAACGUUUGACAAGGUAUUAGUUGAUGCUCCAUGUUCAAAUGAUCGAAGUUGGUUGUUUUCUUCUGAUUCUCAGAAGGCGGCCUAUAGAAUAAGUCAAAGGAGGAAUUUGCCUGUUCUACAGGUAGAGCUCUUAAGGUCUGCAGUUAAGGCCUUACGUCCUGGAGGGCUACUUGUAUACUCCACAUGCACACUUUCCAAGGCAGAAAAUCAAGAUGUGAUCAGUGAAAUUUUAAACUCCCACAAUAACAUCAUGCCUAUGGACAUUAAGGGAAUAGCAAGUACUUGCUCCAAAGACUUCACAUUUGCUCCUACUGGCCAGGAAUGUGGACUUUUGGUGAUUCCAGAUAAAGGCAAAACCUGGGGCCCAAUGUAUGUAGCCAAACUGAAAAAAUCAUGGAGCACAAGAAAAUGGUGACAUGUGUUUUGUAAACCAUGUUGAUGUAUUAUUAUAUUUAUUUUUCUGUGCUUUCUAUAUGUUAAUAUUUAAAUAAUUAUGCAUCACAUUCCCUGAGUUCUUUGGAAUCCUGUUUAGUUAAUACUAUAGCAUCUCAGAAUCUAGGCUUGAGAAUUUUUCAUGUGUAUUUUUUUCCUAGAAAUCUAAGUGUAGCAAUAUUUAGGUGGUUCGGAUGGUGUUUGUUCUGUAUAAUAAAUCUGUCUUUUACUUGGCAUUUUAUAGUUAAACUAAUCAGAAUAUAUGGUAUUAUGCAUAAAAUAUUUAGAGCUACAUUCUAUACAUAAUGUUGGUGCUUUGAAUCUUUAAAAAUAUACAUUUGCCUGCGCUCUUCCCUUUUCCUCCUUAUCAAAUGUACAGAUUCUUUCAGGUCCCCCCCCCCCCUCCUUUUUUAUAAGAACUGAUUGGUAUUCUGAGACUAACUCCUUAAGCAGCACUAUUUCUAGUUCUCGCAAAAUAGGUUUCUUAAUUUGUGAAGUUGCUUUCCAUUAAAGCCUAUCUUCUGUUUACUUCAAAGGUCAGUGACUCUGUUGACACCAGUUUUAUUUUUUUUUCCCUCCAAUUUUUUGGUAUUCACAAAUACAAAUUGAAAGGGUAAAUUAUUUUGAAAGGCCUUUAAACCAGCAGAUUCACAUGCACAUGUUUGACUUUCAACAUUCAGCUUGUAGAAUAAUGGAGUCUAUCCAGCAGGCUAUAAAGCAAGUACUUGAAACAAAAUCAGAAUGAUUAAUAACUGCAAUAAGUGAACUAUAUUUGGAGGGUUUUGUUACAUAAUUGCAGUCAUAAUGAGAACUUUGGAAUCUGAUUAUCUUACAGUUGCAAUCUGGAGGGGCUUUUUAUUUCACUCUGUUAUAAAAUUUUAUAUGAGAGUAUGACAUCACAUAUUAAUGCACAAGGGGGAGAUGCCUAAUGAAGAGUGGAUUGUGCUAGUACCAAAACGUACUACCAUUUACUAAGUUGCUCUUCCUAUUUACAUAUAUCCUGGGAAUAUUGUGUACAUUUCUUUAUAUGUACUUAGGGUUUUUAGCUUUAGUUUUGAAUCAUGCAUUUUCUCCAGAAUUACUUCACUUAGAGUACAAACAAAUUUGUUUUAACAGGAAAAACUGUGCAGCAUACUUCAAAAGAUUAUAUCUAUUUGUAAAUUAGAUACUUUAAAAAACUUUUUCUGAUUUUAGAAAUAUAAAAUUCUGCUGAAGCUGAAUACUUUUGGAUUUUUCUUUACAUUCUGUGCAUUUUGAAUAAAGGCUAUUUUUGCUCACUCUUUUUUGUUUUGAGAUCCUGUAUAACUGGGUUCAUAUAGUUGGGAAGUACUAGCCUAUGAAGAAUGUUUUAUUGUACCCUCAUUCCAUUAGCCAUUUUUUAAAAAAAAAAUCUAACCAAUAAGUUUAAAGUAAAGCUAGAUCUCUCAGACUCAAUCAAGUAUAUUAAGUUAAUACAGAAGAUUAAUGAUGGAAAAGUUGCGUUUUUUUUUUCUUUUCAGUUUAUGCUUAUCAGUUUGAUUUUUCUAUUUGAAAUCCUUUCUUCAGAUACUAGAGGUUUCAAAAGUGGAUUUCUUCUGUGUACUUUAAUCACAGAGUAAAUUUUCACAGUGCA